CCAAGGGUGUCACAGACUCACAGGUUCACGGCUAGCUCACUAUGUCCAAGGUAAUUAGCCAUCAUGCAUGUUCUUUGGUUUUGCUUAUGUCUUUGGGGCCGGGGUUCCGUCGAACAAAUUUAAAGGUGUACACUCAUAGUGAACGCCUGUGUUUUCACUUGUGAAUGACCUGCAGAAGAUCCUGAUCAGAGCUGAUCUCAUCGGCGACAAGUGCAAGAGCAAGAUCCUGUCAACUGCUGCCAAGCUCAAGGGUAGGGUACCUCUCUCCCUCACAAUCCAACCUCUAUCUAUCUCGCACCCCUCUCCACUCUUCUUUACCAAAAUGUAUGUACUAAUUUUCAGGGAUCAAGUCCAUGGACAUUGACCAGGACAAGUGCACGCUGACGGUGGUCGGCACCGUCGAUCCGGUGCGGCUCCUGCAGUGUCUCAGGAAGUCGUGCUUCGCCGCAGUUGUCAUCAGCGUCGCAGACGACAAGCCAAAGGAGCCCGAGAAGAAGAAGGACCCCUGCCUGGAGGCCUGCGAGAAGGCCUGCAAGGACAAGUGCGAGAUGGCUUGCAAGGAGGCGUGCUGCAACAAGAAGUGCGAGAUGGCUACUUGCAAUGAGGCGUGCUGCAAGAAGAAGUGCGACAUGGCUUGCAAUGAGGCGUGCUGCAAGAAGGUGGCGCCGUCCUGCUACCCGUCCUGCUGCACGCCGGGCUGCGACUCCAGCCCCUGUGGCCUGCCUAGCUGCCGCUUCUACAUCUACGGCUGCGUUGUGCGCAAGCCGCCACUGGGACACGGCUGCAACAAGGGGAGGUCACGCGGACUCAGAGGAGAAUGUGGCAUCCAGUAG
Molecule: messenger RNA, 833 nt
Organism: Triticum aestivum (bread wheat)
Lineage: Eukaryota; Viridiplantae; Streptophyta; Magnoliopsida; Poales; Poaceae
Product: keratin-associated protein 9-1-like
Exons: 1
Coding region: 354-833 (159 amino acids)
Source: RefSeq, a predicted model, not a curated record